Messenger RNA from Trichomycterus rosablanca, 2067 nucleotides. It is a transcript of the gene chrna11, whose product is annotated as cholinergic receptor, nicotinic, alpha 11. The coding region runs from base 1 to 2067 and encodes 688 amino acids. Gene Ontology annotation, biological process: regulation of membrane potential; synaptic transmission, cholinergic; monoatomic ion transmembrane transport. Gene Ontology annotation, molecular function: acetylcholine binding; acetylcholine-gated monoatomic cation-selective channel activity; acetylcholine receptor activity. The record is from RefSeq and is a predicted model, not a curated record. Gene Ontology annotation, cellular component: acetylcholine-gated channel complex; postsynaptic membrane; synapse. Lineage: Eukaryota; Metazoa; Chordata; Actinopteri; Siluriformes; Trichomycteridae. The transcript is spliced from 10 exons.
AUGAAAGCCGAGCUAACACGAGACUUUGCUUCGCUGAGGUCCGAGUUGGCCAGCGUGAAAAGCACGAUUUCGGACAUCGAACAUUCUCUGUCUGCAUGUACCGACGAUACGGCGGCGCUGCAGAACAAAGUUGAAUUUCUGUCUAAAGAACUCGUUAAACUGGAUGCUAAAUGUGAGGAUUUGGAAGCUAGAUCGCGCCGCCAAAAUGUCCGAAUUGUGGGGAUUCCAGAGGGUGAUUCGUUUUCCCUGACUUCUCUCAAUAUUUCAAAGCUCCUUAAAGAAGCUUUUUCCAUGGAUAAAUGCCCACUGGUGGACAGGGUGCACCGAUCGCUCGCACCCAUGCCGAGGCCUGGACAUAUUUUCCUGAUUCUCUUUCCUUUUCUUGCAGUCUCUGUGCAGGGCCCUCACCAGAGGGCUCUGUUGAAAAACCUGCUGAAGGACUACAAUCGUAUGGAGCGGCCAGUGGCCAAUGACUCGCAGCCUCUCACAGUCGUCCUUUCUCUCAGCUUAGUGCAGAUCAUGGAUGUGGAUGAGAAGAAUCAGGUUCUCACCACCAACAUUUGGCUUAACAUGCAUUGGUAUGACUACUAUCUGCAGUGGAACCAAUCGGAAUACCCGGGAGUGAAGAAUCUUCGAUUCACCACCGAACAAAUUUGGACCCCAGACAUCCUGCUCUAUAACAGUGCAGAUGACGAUUUCGACUCAACCUUUAAGACCAAUGUGCUGGUGAACUCCAGUGGCUACUGCACUUACUUGCCUCCAGGUAUCUUCAUGAGCACCUGUAACGUGGACGUUCGGUGGUUUCCCUUCGAUAUCCAAAAGUGUGAGUUGAAAUUUGGCUCCUGGACAUUUGAUGGCUGGCUGCUGGACCUCCAGAUGAGUGAUGCUGAUAUUUCUGGCUUCAUGCCUAAUGGAGAAUGGGACCUUGUGGGUGUUCCCGGCGCAAGGAACGAGGUUUUCUACGACUGCUGUAAGGAGCCAUACCCAGACGUGACGUUCGUGGUGACCAUCCGCAGACGGACGCUAUAUUAUGCCCUGAACUUGCUUAUUCCCUGUGUGCUGCUGUCAUCCAUGACCCUGCUCAUCUUUGUCUUGCCUGCUGAAUCUGGAGAGAAGAUCUCACUGGGUAUCACUGUUUUGCUCUCGCUAACAGUCUUCAUGUUAUUGGUGGCUGAAAUUAUGCCCGCCACAUCAGACUCCAUUCCACUUAUAGGUCAAUACUUUGCCAGUAUUAUGAUCAUCGUAGGAAUGUCCGUAAUAGCCACGGUGGUUGUACUGCAAUAUCAUCAUCAUGAUCCGAAUGGAGGAAGCAUGCCCAAAUGGGUCCAGCUUGUUCUGCUCCAGUGGGUGGCCUGGUUUCUGCGCAUGAAGCGCCCGGGUGAGCGCGAAGACCCGGACCGCCCCCCGUGCGCACCCCACCUUCGCCGUUGCUCCUCGGGCUCCCAGAACGGCAGCCUGCCCAACACCACCGACCACCACCAUCACCACAUACCCACCACCCUACACCCUCUCCACCCUCAAAGCCUCUUGCAAGCAGUGGGUCACGCCAACCACCUGCCCCUACAGGGCAACAGUGCCAGUAACAACGGCAACCUGCUGUACAUCGGCUUCCCGAGCCUGGACGAAGCCUCGCCGCCGCCACUCCUGUCCGACACGGCCCCGAGGAACAGUGCAUCAGGUGGCUCCACUCAACAGGUGCCAUCCAGCCCUCCCCCACACGUGCUUUCACAGUUCGGAAGCCCGCCACCACCUCCGACGCCAAACCUGGACGCCACCGGAUGCCCCAGUACGGUCUCGGGAGGCGCCGGAGGCUGCUCGUGCUCGGCCACCAGUGGCAGCGGAGGAGACCCGCAACUGCAGGUGAUCCUCGACGAGGUGCACUAUAUUGCAGAGCGCUUCAGAACACAGGAUGAGAGCGACAACGUGGCGGAGCAGUGGAAGUUCGCAGGGGCCGUCAUAGACCGACUCUGCCUGGUGGCCUUUAGCGUUUUCAACAUCAUCUGCACCAUAUCGAUCCUCAUGUCAGCACCCAACUUUGUCGAGGCAGUUUCUAAGGACUUCGUUUAA